This is a messenger RNA of Salarias fasciatus (jewelled blenny), 603 nucleotides long. Its product is annotated as mitochondrial ribonuclease P catalytic subunit-like. NCBI's taxonomy places the organism in Eukaryota, Metazoa, Chordata, Actinopteri, Blenniiformes, Blenniidae. The transcript is spliced from 4 exons. The record is from RefSeq and is a predicted model, not a curated record. Bases 1 to 603 code for a protein of 200 amino acids.
AUGAAAAUGAUCGUAGAGCCAAGAAGGGCCUCCUUCCCAAAAUCUGUGUUUGCUGCUGGGACGGCGAAGCGGACCACAGACAUGCUCAGGAAAAAACAGACCUGCUUUCCCAGGAUAAGGAAGAACAGGAGGAGAGGGAGGCUGAACGGAGGGAGAGGAACAGGAAGGAUGCAGCCUCCUGACCGGCCGCUCACCACCACUGAGUGGAGGAAGCUGAAAGAGUCGUGGGAAACCCCACAACGUUUUGACAUCCAGAUGAUGGGUGCACUGUUCACUUCCAGGGCAGAGCUGGACAUAGCCAAGUCUCUGCUCACAUUUGUCGCCAUGGAAACUGGCACGCUGUCUUACGAGCUGCUUCUCCGGUAUCUGACGCUGUGUGUGAGCGCGGGCCACGACGCCGAGGUGUUUGAGGUCUAUGAUAUCAUGCGGGGCAGCUUCCCGGCUCUGGACACAGGAGCCUCCAGUCUGUUCAUCAAGCCUUCAGCAGGACCGGUCUUCCACGCCGUCACCACGCACUACGGGGACAUCAUAGAAGCAGCAGUACGCCACGGCGACAGAGCCACUGCCUGGAGUCUUUAUGACGAGUUACUGGAGAAGGGUUGA